AUGAAACCGUUCAAGAAGAUUGCAAUUGCCGCUUUGGCUGCGAGCGUCGCGGGAACCGCGCUUACUGCCGGCCUGCCCGCCUUCGCUCAAAGCGGAACUGCGAGCGGGGACGGGGGGCAAAAGAUUCAACAGACCCAGGACCAGCAGAUGGCGCAUAAAGGCGAGCGUCGGGGCUGGGGUCACGGCCGUGGCGGUCACGGGCAGCGCGCCGAACGUUUGUUCGAACGCUUUGACACCGACAAGGAUGGCGUGAUCACCGAGGCCGAGAUCGAGGACAUUCGCGGUCAGGAAUUUGCGGCUGCAGACACUGACGGCAAUGGUGAAAUCAGCCUCGAGGAAUUCAAGGCCCAGUUCAUGGAACGCUCCAGCGACCGCAUGGUUCGCGCGUUCCAAUUCAUGGAUACAGACGGCGACGGAACCGUGACACAGGCGGAAAUCGACCUUGUUGCCAACCGGAUGUUCAAUCGGCUGGACCGUGAUGGCAACGGUACCGUGGAAAGGGUUCGCGGCCAGCGAGGCCAGGGCGCCGAGAAUGAUGGUGAGCGCCAGCAACGUGCGGAGCGCGGCGAACGCAGAGGGCACGGUGGCAAGCAUCAUGGCCGAGGCGGACCCGCCCGGAUGUUCAUGGGUCUGUUCGACACCGACGGUAGCGGUUCCGUGACGCGAGAGGACUUCGAUACACGGCGUGCGGAACUGUUUGCACUGGCCGACACCAACGGCAGCGGUUCUUUCGCUCUUGAGGAUUUCGGUCCGCUGUGGCUUGCCGUCAAUGAUGGCCGGAUUGUCGACAUGUUCCAGCGUGCCGAUGCCGAUGGCAGCCUUGGUAUCACCCAGGAAGAAGCCAACAAGCGUCUGGACAAUUUGAUGAAACGUGCCGACCGGAACAAGGAUGGUGUCAUCACCAAAGCCGAUUUCAAAGGCGGAAAGAAAGGCAAAAAAGGCAAGAAACACCGCGGCUGA
Effrenium voratum is the source of this 960-nucleotide messenger RNA. NCBI's taxonomy places the organism in Eukaryota, Dinophyceae, Suessiales, Symbiodiniaceae. The record is from the annotation of a GenBank genome assembly.